Messenger RNA from Manduca sexta (tobacco hornworm), 2041 nucleotides. It is a transcript of the gene bisc, whose product is annotated as TM2 domain-containing protein CG10795. Bases 224 to 826 code for a protein of 200 amino acids. The record is from RefSeq and is a predicted model, not a curated record. NCBI's taxonomy places the organism in Eukaryota, Metazoa, Arthropoda, Insecta, Lepidoptera, Sphingidae. The transcript is spliced from 4 exons.
UGAUGGCAACACUGGCCCUUGGUGAUCACUGGUGAGUGAUGAAAUGAGUGAUCACCCAUGACAGAUGAUUAUGGUUUUGCGUUCUGAGGGUUUUGUAUUUUGUGAUUUAGUAAAAAUUUUAACUCUCGUACAAUACUUAUAUCGUAUUCUUUUGAUUGUGUAUUUGCAAGUGUUACUAUGAUGUGUCAAGUUCUUUAAUUUUUUCUUGUGUGCCUGUGCAAUAAUGAUUACAAUGGCACGAAUAUAUUUCGUGGUAAUAGUUUUUUUAUUUAUGUAUUGGGAAGUACGUGCCUCUGACAUUAAGAAUGAUAAAUCGGUGUUAGUAGACUGCAGUACUUUAAGGUUGGGACAAUACAUUUGCCCUGAUCCUUCUUUGGAUCAGAUUAAUCCGGAUACUCAACAAUAUUAUGGAUGCACAAAAGGAAAAGUAAUUCCUUCGGAGGGUGAAGCUGACGUAUGGUGUAUUGCUGCAGAAGGAAUUAUUUGCAAUCAAACAAAAAAUAAUACAUUCACUGCCAAGUUACCAUGUAAAUGGACGAAUGGUUAUUCACUGGAGAUAGCUUUACUGCUCUCAGUAUUUCUUGGAAUGUUCGGUCUAGAUCGCUUUUAUCUGGGCUAUCCUGGAAUAGGUUUAGCCAAGUUAUGCACGCUGGGUUUCAUGUUCCUUGGACAACUUUUGGAUAUUAUUCUCAUAGCUGCACAGGUUGUUGGUCCAUCAGAUGGUUCGGCAUAUGUCAUACCUUAUUACGGAGCUGGGGUUACUGUAAUCCGCAGUGACAAUGAGACAUACCUGCUCCCCCAAGCUGACUGGCACAACAUCACCUGACAGUGGGGAACAAUCUCUUUCUACGUUGAUGAGGACUAUGAAUGGACAUAACAGAUUUACCACCAACUUGUUCUGUGUUCUAAAUGAACGGAUGUUUCUUUACUGAAUACAUGUGUGCGGAAUGUGAUAUUACAUUAUAAUAAUACAUCAAUUUUAAAGGGAAAAUUAUGUGGACUAUUGAAUUGGUGAUUUACUGAAUUUGAAAUCAUUAACUUUAUUUGUGGUACUAUAAUUAAUACAUUGACUAUGGUUCAAGUAACAGCUGUGUUUUUAUAGGCGCAAAACGUGUGCGACUGGCUUAUAUUAGCUGUGUCUAUCAGAGGCAGACACACUUCUUGCUAUAGAGCCAGACAACACACUUCCUGUGUGGUGGCGCCACAGUCAAUGUGUUAAAUUCCAGUUGUAAAUAGGUAGAUAUUACACAUGGUAUUUGUUUUUUUAUUUUUGUUUAUAUCAGAUAUGAGAUUGUUCUGAACAUAGCUUUAAUAGUGUUUUUAGGACACAAAAAGUCACUGAAACAUAACAUAUUCAAUUUAUUUCUACACUAGCUCUUGUAAUUAAAUAAUUCUCUCUAUAUAUCUAUUCAUUUGACUUGGUUUUUUCACUUGCAUCAUCUUGUGCUACAGGCUGUGUUUCCUGUAUUGAUAAAUCAUUUGGUGGUGCCGUGAGAGUAAAUAUAACUGGUACAGUAGAUAAUAUUGGAUUACCAUACUUUUCCAAUAAUCUAAUCCAUGAUAACAGGGAAUCUCUUGAUGACGUACCUGUUUGUAUAGACAAAGUUAAGUUGACAUGUAUAACAUAUUUGUAUAUGACAAUUUUAUCAUAAAUAUAAAAUUAGUAAAAUUAAAGAAAGCAAUUAUUUGUAUAGUACAAAUAUGUACUAGUUUCUACAUAGCAGAAAAUAAUUUAUAAUGCUUUCAAAAGCAAAUUUAAUUUCACAGCAUUGACUGUAAAUAAUGAAUAUUUCAUUAUAAUCAUAAACUAAAAAGGAUUUGGAAAAUUUAUAAAAGAAUACAUAAAAUUAUAAUCUCUUAGGCUAUGAAUUAUGAAAAACUGUAGUGAUUACCUGUAGCACAUACAGAUACAAUUGUACCGUCAUCCUGUUCAUGUACUGUGCAUUUUACGGCUGGAAGCUUAGUGCUGCCAAUAUAACCAGGUAUGCCUGGCGGUUUCUCUAUAUCUGAUACAUCUGUAAUAAAGAUUAUGAAAAACAAA